AUGGCCUUCCUGAAACGGUUGGCCCGUGGCGCUCAUGGGCUCCAGAUUUUCUUCGUUCUGCAGGAUGCAGUCAGGUAUGCCGGGCUCCUCGGUUUGCUUCGCUCGGCAUCCAAGGAGCACCCAGAACUGAAGCUCCGCAUCCUGCGCCGAGAGGGGGCAGCCAAGGUCCUGUUGCCAGCAGUUGCAGGCGAAUUCCUCUGCACCGACGCCGGCACCUUCGCCCCACGACUGCAGCGCUGUACGGCGCCAUUGCCCUCAGACGAUGCACCCAGGGCCCGGUGCGCCCUGGUCACUGGCGGUUUGAGGGGUCUCGGCCUGGCCGUUGCCCAGCGCUUGGCGGCCACGAAGAGGACCGAAUCCUUGAUUCUGGUCGGGCGCCGUGCCCCUCAAGGUGCUGCAGCGGAUCGAGUUCGAGAGCUUUCAGAACUUCUGCCCGUGGAGGUCAUUUGCUGUGACGUGGCAAGCUGGCGAGAGGUCUCCGAGCUGCCCGGUCAAUGCGACUUGGUGAUCCAUUGUGCCGGCGCUGUCAAGGACGGUGUGAUCAUUAAUUUGACGGAUGCAGAUGCCCUGAAGGUCCUCCGCCCCAAGAUUCGUGGGGCCAUCCAUUUAAGGAGCAAGUAUCCGGAUGCGAAGAAGAUUGCAUUCUCAUCUUCAUCGGGGCUCUUCGGCGUUCCGGGCCAGUCCACCUAUGCUGCAGGCAACACCUUUGUGGAUGCGGUCAUGCCGUCCAUUCAGUGGGGAGGUUGGGGCGAGACCGGCAUGGUGGAAGACCACGGAAUCAAGCCUCUUCCUGGCGAACGCUUCUUCACCGUGGAGCGCGGUCUGGACUGCUUGUUCCGAGUGCUGGACUCGCCUGGUACAGAAGUUCGGAGAGUGCCCUACGCGGUUAUGGACGUGGAUUGGCCCCUCUACCGCCAGCAGAACCUCUUUUCCGCAGAGGAUCCUAUGCUGGCCACCAUC
Molecule: messenger RNA, 960 nt
Organism: Symbiodinium necroappetens
Lineage: Eukaryota; Dinophyceae; Suessiales; Symbiodiniaceae
Source: the annotation of a GenBank genome assembly